This is a messenger RNA of Acipenser ruthenus (sterlet), 7116 nucleotides long. RefSeq names its product plasma membrane calcium-transporting ATPase 2. The transcript has 25 exons. Gene Ontology annotation, molecular function: ATP binding; PDZ domain binding; ATP hydrolysis activity. Gene Ontology annotation, biological process: calcium ion transmembrane transport; regulation of cytosolic calcium ion concentration. Gene Ontology annotation, cellular component: intracellular membrane-bounded organelle; postsynaptic density membrane. The coding region runs from base 713 to 4570 and encodes 1285 amino acids. Lineage: Eukaryota; Metazoa; Chordata; Actinopteri; Acipenseriformes; Acipenseridae. The record is from RefSeq and is a predicted model, not a curated record.
ACAGGUACAUUCUCACUAUAUACUUUAUUAAAUAAAACUGUUCUGUCAGAGCUAACUGUUUUCAAGCAUUCACACAGACAAACUUUAAGUUACUUUGCCUUCGCUGCAUUUAACAUUGCACAGUACAGUCAGACAGUAGCUUGCUAUAUUUGCUGUUAAUCCACCUCGGGAGCCCUCGUGGAAAGGCGGCGUGCUGAAAAUGGAUUUGUCUUUUAGAAUUCUGUGCGUUUGCGCUGCAAGAGUGUGAGCAGUGCUGAGUGACUUAGCAACAGCAUCACUCCAGCAAUACCACGUCCACUUCGCUCUCCUCCCCACCGCUCUUCUCAAACACAGGAACUCUGCGAAACAUUUCGAUCUGCCUUCACCUCAGUCAGCUUCAAACAGAAACGGCUUAAUGGAUAAGAUGACCAUGUAGAACGUUACAAGCUGAGACAACCAGAAUGGGAAACUGUAUAUGGAGUGAAGCUGGUCUGCAGCCUUGAAAGCAGGCAACCCUCUGGACUUUUAACAGGGCAUUUGGAACUAUUGGAUUGCAUUUAUUUCCCCCUAAACUGAGGAAUUCUUCGUAAUAUUUCAUUUACAGUGAACACAGGUGGAUUUUCUAAAAUUAGCCCCUUUGAUUCUGAGGCUCUACUUUCUCACUGAUAACAUUUUAACCUUUUAAAAAAAAAAAGAAAUUUAAGCUAGAGAGCUACAAGCAAUAAAAGCAACCAUGGGGGACAUGACAAACAGCGUUUUUUAUGCAAAGAACCAAAGAAAUGAGGCCAACCAUGCGGGGGAGUUUGGCUGCACGCUGGAAGAGCUGCGCUCCCUCAUGGAACUGCGAGGCUCGGAGGCUGUCAUCAAAAUCCGGGAGGACUAUGGGGAUAUGGAUGGGCUCUGCAGGCGUUUGAAAACAUCGCCAACAGACGGCUUGCCCAACAACGCAGCGGAUUUAGACAAAAGAAAAGAAGUCUACGGGCAAAACUUUAUACCUCCAAAGAAGCCAAAAACUUUCUUACAGUUAAUCUGGGAAGCACUGCAAGAUGUGACCCUUAUUAUCUUAGAACUCGCAGCCAUUAUCUCCUUGGGACUCUCUUUUUAUCAGCCUCCAGGAGAGGGGAUUGAAGCGUGCGGUACUGCUGCAGCUGGAGUGGAGGAUGAGGGGGAAUCUGAAGCCGGCUGGAUUGAAGGAGCUGCUAUUUUACUCUCUGUAGCCUGUGUCGUAAUUGUUACUGCCUUUAAUGACUGGAGCAAGGAGAAGCAGUUUAGAGGUUUGCAAAGCCGCAUUGAACAGGAGCAGAAAUUCACCGUCGUCCGGGCUGGCACAGUCAUUCAGAUUCCGGUAGCAGACAUCGUCACUGGUGACAUUGCACAAAUCAAAUAUGGUGACCUACUUCCUGCAGAUGGGAUUUUGAUACAGGGAAAUGACCUGAAGAUUGAUGAAAGUUCAUUAACUGGAGAAUCAGACCAUGUGAGCAAAGCUCCAGACAAGGACCCCAUGCUUCUUUCUGGUACCCACGUCAUGGAGGGUUCAGGGAGAAUGGUGGUCACUGCAGUGGGGGUCAACUCUCAGACUGGCAUCAUCUUCACCCUGCUGGGGGCCGGUGGAGAGGAGGAGGAGAAGAAAGAGAAGAAAGGUGAGACAAUUGAGGAUGGACACCAGCCGCCAGACUCCUCACAUCCCUCCUCCCACCCCAUCUCAACUAUAGCUACAGAUGGUGCAGCAGGUGCAAGUGCCACUGGUAAUACCAGCUUGGUCAAUGGUAAAAUGCAGGAUGGGAAUAUGGAGAACAACCUGAAUAAAGCUAAGAAACAAGACGGUGCAGCCGCCAUGGAGAUGCAGCCUCUGAAGAGUGCCGAGGGAGGUGAUGGAGAUGAGAAGGAGAAGAAGAAGGCUAAUAUGCACAAGAAAGAAAAGUCUGUCCUUCAGGGUAAACUGACCAAGUUAGCUGUUCAGAUUGGUAAAGCAGGCUUGGUAAUGUCAGCUAUCACAGUCAUUAUUCUGGUACUGUACUUUGCUAUUGAGAACUUUGUGAUCGAGAAGAAACCGUGGUUGCCAGAGUGCACGCCGGUCUACAUUCAGUAUUUUGUCAAGUUCUUCAUCAUUGGUGUCACCGUCCUGGUGGUUGCUGUUCCUGAAGGCCUCCCGCUGGCUGUCACCAUCUCCCUGGCCUACUCUGUUAAGAAAAUGAUGAAGGAUAACAACUUGGUCCGACACUUGGAUGCUUGUGAAACUAUGGGAAAUGCGACUGCAAUCUGUUCUGAUAAAACGGGCACCCUCACAACCAAUAGGAUGACAGUCGUGCAGGCCUAUGUUGGGGACACUCACUAUAAAGAGAUCCCAGACUCUGAUGCCCUGCCGGCAAAAACACUGGAUCUCAUGAUUCACUCAAUCUCGAUCAACAGUGCAUAUACAACUAAAAUACUGCCCCCUGAUAAAGACGGGGGUCUUCCACGGCAGGUGGGGAACAAGACUGAAUGUGGUCUUCUUGGGUUUAUUCUGGACCUGAAGCGAGAUUAUCAACCAAUUCGGGAUCAAAUCCCAGAGGAGAAGCUGUACAAGGUCUACACAUUCAACUCUGUCAGGAAGUCAAUGAGCACAGUGACUAAACUGCCUAAUGGGAGCUUCAGAAUGUACAGCAAAGGGGCCUCUGAGAUAGUCCUUAAGAAAUGCAGCCAUAUUCUGAAUGCAGUAGGAGAUCCUCGCAUCUUCAGGCCCAGGGACCGUGAUGAAAUGGUGAAGAAGGUGAUUGAGCCCAUGGCUUGUGAAGGUCUCAGAACCAUCUGCAUAGGUUACCGUGACUUCCCAGCCAGCCCAGAGCCUGACUGGGACAAUGAAAAUGACAUUGUAACGGACCUGACCUGCAUCUGUGUGGUUGGCAUUGAAGAUCCAGUAAGGCCUGAGGUCCCAGAAGCCAUCAGAAAAUGUCAGCGUGCUGGAAUCACUGUUCGCAUGGUUACCGGUGACAAUAUCAACACUGCCCGUGCCAUUGCCAUUAAGUGUGGCAUCAUUCACCCAGGAGAAGACUUCUUGUGUAUAGACGGGAAAGAGUUCAAUAGAAGGAUCCGGAAUGAGAAAGGAGAAGUCGAACAAGAACGAAUUGACAAGGUCUGGCCCAAACUACGUGUACUUGCAAGGUCCUCUCCCACUGACAAGCACACCUUGGUAAAAGGUAUCAUUGAUAGCACACAGGUGGGGCAGAGGCAGGUUGUGGCAGUGACUGGCGAUGGGACCAAUGAUGGACCUGCCCUGAAGAAAGCAGAUGUUGGAUUUGCUAUGGGCAUCGCUGGCACUGAUGUGGCGAAGGAAGCCUCUGAUAUUAUUUUGACAGAUGACAAUUUCUCCAGCAUUGUGAAGGCGGUGAUGUGGGGGAGGAAUGUUUACGACAGCAUCUCCAAGUUCCUGCAGUUCCAGCUGACUGUGAACGUUGUGGCUGUGAUUGUUGCGUUCACAGGUGCUUGCAUAACCCAGGAUUCUCCACUUAAAGCUGUCCAGAUGUUGUGGGUCAAUCUGAUAAUGGACACUUUUGCCUCGUUGGCCUUGGCCACAGAGCCUCCGACAGAGUCCCUUUUGAUGAGGAGACCCUAUGGAAGAAACAAGCCGCUCAUAUCCCGCACGAUGAUGAAAAACAUCCUUGGCCAUGGCAUCUAUCAGCUUAUAAUUAUCUUCACCCUGCUCUUUGCUGGUGAACAGAUUUUCAACAUCGACAGUGGCAGGAACGCCCCUCUCCACGCCCCUGCAUCUGAACACUACACCAUUAUCUUCAACACGUUUGUUAUGAUGCAGCUCUUCAAUGAGAUCAAUGCUCGUAAAAUCCACGGUGAAAGAAACGUCUUUGAUGGCAUUUUCAGGAACCCCAUCUUCUGCUCUAUUGUUUUAGGCACACUUGGCAUUCAGAUUGUCAUCGUGCAGUUUGGUGGAAAACCCUUCAGCUGCUCUCCACUUGAUGUUGACAAGUGGUUGUGGUGCCUAUUUCUUGGAUUUGGAGAACUCUUAUGGGGACAGGUCAUAUCAACCAUUCCAAAAAAUAGUCUGAAGUUCCUAAAAGGAGCAGGGCAGCUCACACAUAAGGAUGAGAUGCCAGAAGAGGAAAUGAAUGAAGAUGCAGAAGAGAUUGACCACUCUGAGAGAGAGCUGCGCCGCGGCCAGAUCCUGUGGUUCCGUGGGCUUAACAGGAUUCAGACUCAAAUGGAAGUAGUGAAUACAUUCAAGAGUGGCACUUCCUUUCAGGGAGCCCUGAGGCGGCAAUCCUCCACCACCAGUCAACAUCAGGAUAUCCGCGUCGUGAAGGCAUUCCGUAGCUCCCUCUAUGAAGGAUUGGAGAAACCUGAAUCGAAAUCCUCCAUUCACAACUUCAUGACUCAUCCAGAGUUUAGAAUAGAAGACUCCCAGCCCCACAUCCCCCUUAUAGAUGAUACAGACAUAGAAGAAGAUGCAGCUCUCAAGCAAAACUCCAGUCAACCAUCAUCACCCAACAAGAACAACAAUGCUAUCGAUAGUGGAAUUAAUCUUACCACUGACACAAGUAAAUCAGCUAGUUCUUCAAGUCCAGGAAGCCCUCUACACAGCCUGGAGACCUCACUUUAGCUGAACAUGUCUUUGCAAAAAAAAACAAAACAACAAAACCGAAUCAACUGCUGGCUGAAAAACUGUUUUAAAAGAGCUACUCUUCUCUGUGAGGAAAAGUAAGACAUCACUGACAAAGUGAUUCGAACAAGUCAGACCCACCCCCCCAAAAAAAACAAUCGCUCCUGCAUGAAUGUACAUUUCCCACAUGUUUUUAUUUAAUUUAAUUUUUUUGGUGGGAACUGCAGCGGACUUCAUUUUAAGACAGCUUAUCCAAUUCACUGGUCUGUGACUUUUUUUUUGAAGUGCUUGUGUGGCAUGGACUUAAUUGUAUAGAUUUAUUUAAGUAACAAGAAAAAAAUGUGUAUUAAAGUUUCAAAGCUCAACAUGCACAGUAGAUUUGCACCAAUUGGAAAGAGGAACCUAUAAAUAAUCUGCAUUUAUUAAACAUAUAUUAUAUACAGAGUUUAUCAUCUUUGUUUGUUGGCAUGUUGCCUUGUUUCUGCUUAAAUGGCUCUUACUACUUUAACUUAUUUAUGUCCUAAAGAGAAUGUAAUUUGUUUACAAAAGCUGUAGAUACUUCCUGGUUUAUUUGUAGGGUACAAACGGUUCUACUGAUGUAGUAUGAACAAAUCGAGUUGUUGAGUACCUCUGUAAUAUUGGACUUGGGUGUUUUAUUACAAACUGUGUACUGAAUUUGCCUGCUAUUUUUGUUAAAUAUGUAGAUAUUUUUAGAAGAAAGAAGCCAAAAUAUAAUGGGAUAUAUUAUUUAAUGUGGCAUCUUAAUAUUACAUGAUUGUGGGGAACAAAACUGAAAGGCUUCCUUUGUUUCCAAAUACAAAUCUUCUGGUAUAGGUUCUCUCUCUUUUUUUAUUUAAUGUUCUUUUUCUUUUUUAUGGAAUGCUUGGACUUCAUGUUUGGUCAGUCUCGAUCCUGAGAGGGCCACUCUGAACCGAUUUUAUUGAAAUGUCUGCUACAUAAGCAAUGCUUGUUCAAAUGAGAUGUUUUAAAUUAAGUGUAACCAUCAAAGGCUGUGAUGGGUUUAUAAUAUGAGAAACAAUUUCAAACUAAGUUAUAUUUGGCUUUAUCUAUAUGGAAAUCAAAAGUUGUGUUGAAGUCUUGUGGAAUCUUGUGUUGAUUUUUCAUUUUAGUGGUUUAGAUUUAUUUUUUCUUUUGUCUUUUUUUUUAAAGGAAAAAUCACAGCUUUUGGGCUGUUGGCAUUUUGAACAAAGAUACUAUGGAUUGUUUUUUUUGAAUUUUUAAAAAUUCUCAUUUUCUGCACUAUCCAGAUAUGAAUGAAACUUUCUGUGGUGUAUAUUUACUGUAGAUGUGCUUUUGUGUGAUUUAACCAAGCUUGUCUUCCUGCAGUCACUGAAUAUACUCUAGCCUCUCAACCGUGUAGAUGUUAACUAUUUAUUGUGCUUUCUAAAAGAAAGGCCAUUUGAAAGACUAUCAUGGAGGAUAUACUAAUAAAUGCAUCAAGAUGUUAACAGCCCUGGUAUCUUAUCUUUAAUUUUUUUUAUUUAUGGGGCUUACUCGGAAGCAUGAAGCAAUCCUCAUAUAUACAGUAGGUCAAAUCCCACUUUCUACCAGGAUUUCAGUUAUGUGGCCUGUAUAAGAUUUUGUGUAAAUUUAAGCAGCUUAGAUGUUUGCGAGAGAUAUAAGUGAAGGACCAUUUAUUAUGUUUUUUUUUUUUUUUUAAGGAGUGCCCUUUUCUGCAACUCCUGAAUUAUUAUUAUUAUUAUUAUUAUUAUUAUUAUUAUUAUUAUUAUUAUUAUUAUUCUCUUUCAAAAGGUGUUUUAAUACAUUCAGUAGUUUCAGCCAACCUUUAAAACACAUUUGUACAUUAACCAGAAACCCGUCUUUGAAAUAAAUGGUAUGGAGUCGUGCAGUAUAUUCUUCUUUUGUAAAUAGCAAUUUUCAUCUGAGAUGCAUAGAUAUUCAGGCUUCUGUGAGCGGAGACUGUGCUCUGUAUAUGUGAUGCAGCUUUUGUUUAGUCAAAUGAGCUAUUAUUCAAGUCACAAAUACAGGUCACACAUUCUGCACAAAGUGUUUAACUUUGUUGCUUUAAAGCUCUUUGCAGUUGGGUGCAAAUUAUGAAAUACGUGACCAAUUUAUUUAAAAAAUCACUGCAAUGCAUAAAUGCUUCUAUGUACUGUACUUGGCAGCAUGAAUUUUGUGGAACAAAAAAAAACCAACAAAAAAAACCCAACAUGGCAGUUGCAAUCUAGCCAUGUAUGAGUAAAUGAUAUGUGUUCAUCCAUCUGUUUUUAUGAAUUUUUUUAUCUAGACAAUAAUUGUAAAUAAAGAACUCAAUGUCUCUGUUCAUUUAAUACUAUGCAAACAGUCAUGCUUUCUGAUUGUUAUUCCCCUGUCCCUAGAGUGUGUUUCUGGAAUGUUUGUGGUUUCAAAAGUCAGUAAAUUAUGUGAUGUAAAUUAUUUUAUAGUCUGAAGAAAAUAAUGAACUAUGACUCUUGCUGCUUACUGUCUAUAAACAAUACCUGACAGGAGCACAAGUGAAAAAAAAGCAGAAAAUUAAAUAAAUUCCCAGAGCAGCAUGAACAAUA